UUGGCUGUGUCUUUACAAGCCGCAGUGACGUCAUCGGGGAUGUGCAGGAGCCGCUGGUGUCCCGAGCCGAAGAGACGAGAUCCUCUCGCGUCGGUGUCUGUGCUCUCGACCCAGGAUCAGACAUGUCUGACUUCUCAGAGGACCAGAUCCUUGAGUUCAAGGAGGCCUUCCUCUUGUUCGACCGGACCGGUGAGGGGAAGAUCACCUACAGCCAGUGUGGCGAUGUCAUGCGGGCCCUUGGGCAGAACCCCGUCAAUGCUGAGGUGCUCAAAGUCUUGGGAAACCCCAAAUUAGAAGAGAUGAACCACAAGAUGCUGGAUUUUGAGCAGUUCCUGCCCAUGCUUCAGGCCAUUGCUAAGAACAAAGACCAGGGCUCCUAUGAGGACAUCGUAGAGGGCCUGCGAGUCUUUGACAAGGAGGGAAAUGGAACAGUGAUGGGAGCAGAGCUUCGUCAUGUCCUCACAACAUUAGGUGAAAAAAUGACAGAGGAGGAGGUGGAGACUCUUUUAGCAGGACAUGAAGACGCCAAUGGCUGUAUUAACUAUGAAGAACUCGUCCGGAUGGUGAUGAGCGGUUGAGGAGUUCAGAAACGCACUUCCAGCUUCAAUUUUAUUCCGAAAUAUUUUUGUAUUGUUUGCCCUGGUCUUGCCCUCCCAUCCAUGUCAUCCUACCUCCAACAAGUCUUUGUUUUUUUUUUUAAAUUUUAUUUAGAUUAGUCUUCAUUUUAUUUCAAAAGUGCCUUUUCUGUCCAAUGUGACGAGACCCUUUCAUCUCAUUUUGCAAACUUUAUUCAGUCUCGCAGGCACAAUCGGUCAACCGCUGUCAGUCUUGUCUAUAUGAUUUUUGGAUGGAUAUGAUAAUGUGAGGUUACAUUUAACAGUAUUGAAUAAAGUGUACAAAGUGUC
Molecule: messenger RNA, 905 nt
Organism: Scophthalmus maximus (turbot)
Lineage: Eukaryota; Metazoa; Chordata; Actinopteri; Pleuronectiformes; Scophthalmidae
Gene: myl6
Product: myosin, light chain 6, alkali, smooth muscle and non-muscle
Exons: 6
Coding region: 123-578 (151 amino acids)
Cellular component (GO): myosin II complex
Molecular function (GO): calcium ion binding; structural constituent of muscle
Source: RefSeq, a predicted model, not a curated record